Molecule: messenger RNA, 465 nt
Organism: Rotaria socialis
Lineage: Eukaryota; Metazoa; Rotifera; Eurotatoria; Philodinida; Philodinidae
Source: the annotation of a GenBank genome assembly
AUGGAAAACAGUGAAAGAUUACUUGAAGAAAGUGUUCAACCCGAAGAAAUUCAACGUUAUCGAAUUGUAUUUGAAAAAGCUCGAGAAGCAAAACAAUUGACCGAUCAAAAUAAGUUUUCUUUUGCGUAUUGUCUUGUUCGAAGUACAGCGAAAGCUGACGUACGUUAUGGUUUACAAUUAUUAAAAGAACUUUAUGAUUCAACAAGAAACGAUGAUGCUAAACGAGAUUAUUUAUUUUAUUUAGCAGUUGGUAAUGCUCGAUUAAAUGAAUACGAAGCCGCAAUUAAAUUUCUCGAUGCUAUUCUUCAUGUUCAACCUGGUAAUCAUCAAGCAAAAAAUCUUAAAGACGAAAUCACACAACGAAUGAAUCGUGAAGGCUAUGUCGGCAUGGGUAUUGCUGUAGGCGCAGGAGCACUUCUUUUGGGAGGUUUGACUGCUGCUGCUAUGGUUCUUCUCAAGAAAUAA